AUGGACGACCUACAUCUAGUCAGUCGCCCCGUGUUCCGGGAAAACAUCGACUACAUGACAAAACGACAUAUUCUGCCCCUCCAGCUCCAUGUGUGCUGGAAAGAAAACAACCUGACCAAGGUGAAAAGUGCCAGCGACGACAUUUCCUGGCAGAUCCCCUCGACAAACUCAAAAAGACUAGAAAACAUCUCCUGGAGGCGCUGGUACAAGGAUUUGCUUUGUUUGGGCGAAGUUGCCCCCUCAGAAAUCAACUGGGACAAGUGCCACGACAUCACAUGGCUCUACGGGCCCAAGGACAUUGUGGAAGGAGAGUUCAGCAUCAAAGAGGCCACGCGUGAGGAGUUUUGCAAAAAAGACACGUCCUCGUGUGUGUUUGACAGCGACAACGAGCUGGUUUCGUCGGUGCAGCUGGGAGCGUCGCUGAUGACGUUUGAGCUGGAGGACGAGGACUCAGAGCAGGAGGAGGAGUCAGACGAGGAAGAAGACGAGCAGGUGUUUGAGCUCAGGCUGGCGCUCCGCACCGCCCACGCCCACAGCUCGCCUCGGCCCCGCCGCCUGGUGAAGUUCAACUACAUUGUCAACUCGCGGGAGUUUGUCAACGGCAUGUCGUUUGACUACGACUUUUUGGACCCCUCGAUUCUUUAG
This is a messenger RNA of Candidozyma auris, 645 nucleotides long. RefSeq lists its product as uncharacterized. The transcript has a single exon. Lineage: Eukaryota; Fungi; Ascomycota; Pichiomycetes; Serinales; Metschnikowiaceae. Bases 1 to 645 code for a protein of 214 amino acids. The record is from RefSeq and is a predicted model, not a curated record.